Messenger RNA from Metarhizium acridum CQMa 102, 1341 nucleotides. RefSeq lists its product as uncharacterized. The record is from RefSeq and is a predicted model, not a curated record. Gene Ontology annotation, molecular function: aspartic-type endopeptidase activity. NCBI's taxonomy places the organism in Eukaryota, Fungi, Ascomycota, Sordariomycetes, Hypocreales, Clavicipitaceae. Gene Ontology annotation, biological process: proteolysis.
AUGAAGGCAACCAUUGCGGCCAUUGUUUUGGCACUUCUGGCAGAGGGGGCUGUUGUUGGUGAAAGGGUUGACGCAGCGCCACAAGCACCAGCUCCCAGGACAAACGGCAGGUCAUUCACGUUGCAUCAAGUUGUGAACAACAACUUCCAAGGUCACGAUGGACCUACGUCCUUCUUGCGCGCUCAUUUCAAAUAUGCGCAGAAAUUGCCAGACUAUCUGUCCAAGUUGGUAGAAAUCAAUCCAAACUUUCGCAUCAAGUUUGGUGCGGCUUCCCAAGGUAAAUGUUAUCCAGAAGUGACGCUGUGGCAGGUCCUCAGUCUUUUACUAACGAGCAUCAUAGCAGGGGAGCAGGUAGGAACUGUUGAAGCAAAUCCCUCGCCGCUCGUAGACACAGAAUAUGCCGUCGAAAUCGGCAUCGGUACACCGCCGCAGCGUAUUCGGUUGAACCUGGACACCGGGUCUUCUGACUUUUGGGUAUUUUCAACCGAUACAACCCCAAGCAUGGUGCACGAUCAAGGGCUUUACAACGCCAACAAGUCAACGACUAGCCAUUUCUUGACAGGGGAAUCCUGGAAAAUCAAGUACGGCGAUAAUGCGUCGGCCAGUGGCUAUGUCUACACCGAUAGAGUGCAGAUUGGGGAAACCUACGUCGAUACCCAGGCUGUCCAAGUUGCCGUGAAUGUGACAGAGGAUCUCUCAGAAGACAAGUUUGUGUCUGGAAUCUUGGGAAUGGCUAAUAGUGCUGCCAAUACCGUCCGCCCUACGCCUCAGCGAACCUAUAUCGACAACAUCAAGAAUGACCUAGCUCUGCCACUAUUCACAGCAAACUUGCAGCGUCAGGCUCCCGGCAGUUACAACUUUGGAUAUAUCGACGACUUUGAAUAUACGGGGGACAUAUCGUAUACGCCAAUCGAGCGUACGUUUCCCCUCUGGAUGGUCCACACCACGGGAUACAGAAUUGGCAAGACCUCUCACGAUAAAUCAAUCAAUGCCAUUGUCGACACUGGUACAUCGCUGUUGCUGCUCCCUGAGACCGUCGUUUCCAACUACUACGCAAAGGUUAAGGGGUCCAGCGUCGAUCCUCGGCUGGGCAUGAGGGUGGUCCCCUGCAAUGCCAACCUGCCCGACUUUUAUCUUACUAUCGGCUCAUAUCGAGGCAGAGUGCCUGGCAGUUAUAUGAACUACGGGAGAGUCAGCGGCAACAGCUGCUUUGGAGGCAUCCAAUCAUCAGAUGCAUUGCCGUUUUCGGUCCUGGGAGAUGUUUUUCUCAAGACUCAGUUUGUGGUGUUUGACUACGGGAACGCACGUGUUGGUUUUGCAAGAAAGAAUCUGUAUGAAUGA